Molecule: messenger RNA, 6369 nt
Organism: Paramuricea clavata
Lineage: Eukaryota; Metazoa; Cnidaria; Anthozoa; Malacalcyonacea; Plexauridae
Source: the annotation of a GenBank genome assembly
AUGGAGAACAGUGAGAUUUUCAAAACAAUGAAAAGACAAUGGAACAUUCUGAUCACUGGAUCGUAUCUGGAUGGCGUGGAGAACAGUGGGAUUUUCAAAACAAUGAAAAGACAAUGGAACAUUCUGAUCACUGGAUCAUGGCUGGAUGACAUGGAGAACAGUGAGAUUUUCAAAACAAUGAAGACAAUGGAACAUUCUGAUCACUGGAUCAUGACUGGAUGGCAUGGAGAACAGUGGUAUUUUCAAAACAAUGAAAAGACAAUGAAACAUUCUGAUCACUGGAUCAUGACUGGAUGACCACUCUGAGCACAUUCUGAACACUGGAGGGCAAUUUCUUCAUUCUUGGUUGCUGCAGGGGAAUAUCUGACAAGAAAUAUUUCCUUCACAUUGUUUUUAAAGCACUGAGAAAAUAAAACAUCCCCACAAUCCGAUGCAGUAGUUUCUGAACUUGUGGAAUAAUUUUGCGCUGUCUUAUAUGAUUUCUAUAUCUAUACUGUACCGAUAAUUUUCCACGGAGUCAAAAAUAUUUGUUAAACUUGAUAAAGUUAAUGCAUAAAAUUUUGUAAAGCCUUGGUCGUUUUCUACCUGUCAAAAAUUUUAGGAUUGCUAUGAUUAGACGCAUGAAUAUGUAUGACUAAAAAGUUAUCACAGCGUGAACAACACUGCAUAUCAAAUUACUAGUGGCUUGUGUUUGAUUAUAUUGUUGGUAUGUGAUUUGAACUUUGCUAAUUUCCAGACAUUGCCUGAACCUGCCAGCCGUCUUAUGUGAGAAGUAUUACAAGAUCCAAAGAAAGAAAAGCAAGGGGAAGGUAAGCCCAGGUUUUAAUCUGCUAGCAGUUGUAGUUUCAAUGUACGUCGACCGUAUACAGGUCGUAGCUACGUAUUUAUUUCUUUAUUUUGAUGUUUUUAAAGGUGAAUUCUGACUUGAAUUUCGUCCGUAGUGCAAAGUGCAGACUGCAGAAGACAAAAGUAGUAUAGGACCAAAAACGGAAGGGCAAAAGAGAGGUAAAUCUUUUAAUCUAUCUUUUCAAUACCAUCCGUAGUGACUAGUGUCUACAAACAUGGCGCUGUAUUUCUUCACCAGUUUUAUAUCCGGUUUUAUUUUGAUAUUUUAUAAUGUUUUGACUUAAAUAUCCCUGGCAAUUCUCCUUGUGUGACAGCUAGUCAUGCUAACGUUUGGACAAGAGUCAACAAUAAACUUAUUCGAAUUUCUUGUAUAUGGUUGACUAAGGAAAACGUGUAAAUUUUGUGUUUAUAUAUGUGAAACUACAGGCAGCAAACUGGCAAAGUCAAAGACAAAGUAUAUACUCGAAAUAAAACUCGUCAAAGCGAGAAAUGUUGCUUAUAAUACAACUCACAAAUCAACUUGUCAAGGAUUUCGGAAAUACGAGCAGCAAGAAACUAACUGCCAAGGAAAAUUUCCUGUCUGUACGGGAGCUUACCCAAGUGAAUCGUUUCAAGCUGUUUCAAAUGUAUUAAGACUUAAACAAAAUUGAUAGCGACAUCUCAAUGAAGCAUAUCAAAGCAACUUCGCAAAUUUGAAGACUUUUAAAGGAACAAAAUACGAUAAAGUCUACAAAAUGUUCACUGAAGUACAUUUUUGAGUUUCGUUGUUCUGUAUACGUUUUGUCGUUUUGCUCUCAAAUUUGAUGCAUUUGGCGACAAUUGUGUUACAAAUUACAAGGUUAAACAACAUCAUAAUGUCAAUGACAAUGUCAAUAAUAUUUAAAUUGAAACAAUGCCUUAGUCAGGGACUUGUUGAAAUUUUGAAUUAACAGAGUUUGCUUCGACUAUAUAUAAGUUUCCGUUUGAACAAAAUACAGUUCUACUGUAUCAGAAUGUGUGAAGUUCUUUCGAAUCCAAAAACAACGCAAAGCCAAAAGCUUGUGAUUACGUCAUCUAUAAUACUGUUUGGUAACUUUGGUUACCAUUAUAAUUAUGUAUAUACUAAAAAAUCAACAUCGAAAGACGUUUUUAAAACCAAAACGAUAUAUCUACUAUAGUAAAAAUAAAAAUCAAGAAUGUACAUGCAUUAUCAAGCAUUGCUGUUUCAUGUUCGCACAUCUCAAUACUCGUCCAGCCUUUGUUCUACCGGUCUCAAAUAAAUUCUCGUUUCUCGAACAAAAAUUACUGGCUAACUGGCAAUCACGGCGGCUAGACAUUUACGUACUAGUUAAACAUGAGCAGCAGUGUUUUAUCAGAUAUAAAGAUACGAGGCGAAGCCGAGUAUCUUUAGGUCUGAUAAAACACACACUGCGAAUGUUUUACAUUGCUUCAUUGGCGAAGUAAUUUUCUAAAAAUACGUUGUGUAAGUCGAGAAAAUCAAAGUUAAUGUAAAUCAAGGGAAAUCUCUAUCACAUAUAAAGAUACGACACGCUUAUGAUUUUUCUUUGUGUUUCCGUGAAUUAUUAAUGCGUUUUGGAAAUCAUGUUUCAAGACACAAAAAUAUCCAUCAUUUCACAUUUCACAUUUCACGAGAACAAGUAUUGCCAAUUCAGGCCUCUUUACUGGCACCUUCAGUACCUUCUAUAUAAAUAAUGGUAGCUGAUAUCAAUUUGAAUGGUUAUUGCUCUGUUCAGCUACCUAAAUAUAUUACCACAUUGUUUUGUAAUAAAUUGAUCAAAUACUGGCACUGAUAAAUAUUGUUGAUCGACACUUGUACAAAAUAGUAUAAUUUAGAGAGAUUAAAUUGAAUAUUCCUUACUUACAGUAAAAAUAACGUGCUCUCCCAAAGCUAUAGUCAUGGAAAGACAUGCUCAGGAAACUCUAGAAUGGUCGAACAAAAGGUUAACAGAACAACUGCAAAAUUCGAAACGUAUAUGCAGUCAAAUGCGGGGAAUUAUCAACGAAUUGCAACAACAUACAACACAGCAGCAACAACAAAUAACACAGCAGCAACAACAGAUAACACAGCUAAAAGAUGAGUUUCUCCAAAAAUUGCAACAACAAAGAACACAGCUGGAACAACAAGUAACACAGCUAAAAGAUGAAUUUCUCCAACAAUUGCAACAACAAAGAACACAGCUGGAACAACAAAUAACACAGCUAAAAAAUGAAUAUAUCCAACAAUUGCAACAUGGUGGUAUAUUGUGUGCAUACAAUUGUGUUUUGUGUACACUACUUUGGGUCUGCCAAAAGAAACUGGGUAUCUUUCUGUGUGGUUGCCAGUUAUUGCUCCUACUGUUUAUUCCUGAAGUACGUCGAAACAUUAAAACAGAACAUCUCAUAUGUCAUAAAUUGGUCAUGGAAAUACUUGUGAAACAUGGAAUAUUCGAAGUAGCUUACGGCUGUAAAUAUCCUCCUGAAAAGAGUGCUAAACGUAAAGAAAUAGAUGAAGCAUGGAAUAAACUCAUGAUAAUGGAUCGCCGUCGGGUAGUGAUACUUGGAAGGAUAAUGAAUAAUGAUAUUGGUCAUACUGAAGUAUGUGACUUGGAAACAAGGACAGUUGAUGGAAAAGUAACAAUCUUUGACCCACAGAGAGACAGGUAUGGACGAGGGGAUAAACAAGAUUUUAGAAGAUAUGUAAGAGAAGAUAAAGGUGUUAUAUUAUACACGGUCAAUUUGGAGAAACUAAAGCAAAUAAUCACAGCUAACGAGGCUAUUUUACAUUACACGAAUAUAACUAACCAAACUUUUGCCACCACGCCGCUGGCGCGGUAAGUUUCGUACACACGUAAAAAGAACAACCUGUUUCCGGUUGAUACUGUAUUGAAUGCAGGCUUCAUGAACAAGGUUGUGCACCACCCUAAUGUUGUUAGUCAACAAUGUUGUUACAGCAUUGUUCAGUAGUUUAGCAAUGUACUAAAUUUCUGUACUACACAACUUGUCAACAAGAUGUGUUCGCAACAGGCUUGUAGCAAGCUUGUCAACAAGUUGUAUCAAUGCUGUUAUUUUAUCAAGUUGCUACAAGGUCACAACUUCUUGACAAACUAUUGAAUCCCAGGACGAUAACAAAUUAUAGGAACAACUUGUAACACGUCUGUUGAGCUCAACAAACUCAACAACCUUGUAGCAAGUUGUCAACAAGCCGUUGACAAAUUGUCAACAAGCUGGGAACAAGCAGUGCGAACAUAUCUUGUUGACAAGUUGUUGGAACAGCAUUGCUACAAGUCUGCUGCAGUUUGUUAAAACUUGUGCUUUUUACGUGUAGUGUAAAAAGAUUUUCUAUGGUCAAAUCUAUGUGGUUAAACUAGCUUGAUAUCAUGACUUUUUCAAAUACAAUUCAACAGCUUAUUAUAAGCAACGUUUUUAAUAAAGCCUAGUAGAGGCUUGAUAAUUUUUUACCAGUCGAAAAUUGCACUAGUUAACAAUUAUUCGCCGAAGGCGAGGUGAUUAUCGGUGAAUAAAAACCGAGACGAAGUCGAGGUUUUUAUUCACGAUAAUCACCGAGCCUGAGGCGAAUAAUUGUUUUAGUAUAAUUUCAUAGGUGAUUAUUUGGGGAAAAAUUUAAAAAUGCACAUUUCUUCGUCACUUAAUUGACAAAACGGCUUCGACCGCCAUUUUGAAAAUCGCUUAGGUGAUUAUCGCGUAAUAAUCACCUCAACGGCAACCAAUCAGCGUGGAGAAUUUUCAAUAAUCACCUAUGUAAUUAUACUAAUGAUGAAUAAUGUAUGGCGCCGAUCUAUGACGAAUUUCAGUUGGCAUGUGACUGGCAAUUGAAUCAGAGUCAUUGAAUCAUGCUGUUUUGAAACGCAGUUUCGAAAAAAUAUAUACUGUAAAUUUCGAGUUAAAAAUCUGGUCUUAAGUACAAGAUUUCGAAACUGGGAAGAACAAGAGCCAAAACCAAAGGUCAAGGGAAGGUCAAGGAUCAUCACAGCGACCGUAGUCGUACGUUAAGUCUAAAUAUGGUUGCGUAAGCAUUUCUUGGUUUAACCGGUUAAUCAGUUUUAAUAUGAUUGGCGUGAAUUUUUCAUCAGAAAUCUUCUUGUCUAAAAGCUAGGCAUGCCAAUUUAUGAACAAGACCAAGAUAAACAUAUUAAAGCUAGUUUGCACUAUCACAAUUUCUGUGAUACAACAGAAGCAAAUAUAAGAUUCGUGUAACAGAACUUAUCAAAACGACAAAAGUUGCUUAUAACACGCCUCACAUGAAAAUCAACUUGUCAAUUAGCACACUUGGGAAACGGAAAACGUGUCAAGUGAGGCUAAAUUUGCUGUCGGAACGGGACUCAUUAAAGCGGCUUAUGCAAUUGGGAACUCCGCGAAUGACAUCAACAUGGUCAUGGCCAUGCAUGGGCACUUGGCACUGAAUUUCAACGCUUUGAAACACAGGUCGAAUACGAUACAGUCAUCAAACUGUUUGCGAACUAGAGUCGGGUUGGCGUGUUUUGACCACAAAUUUGAUGCGUUUGGUAUCAAAAAUUAAUAAAAUAUUAAUAUUAUUGAAAAUAUAUGUGUUAACAUGUUACAUAAUUACUAAUCAUUACUCAUUAGCAUUCAAAUUGAAUGCCGCGGCACAGCGAGACGUGGGAAGAACAAUCUCGUACCCAGAGCCAUUGUUGAGUGGCUCUGGGUACGAGAUUGUGGUAAGAAUGACGUGGCAAAAACAUACAAUUAAUUCGACAUCAUACAUUACAUAGGGUGGCAAAGGGUAUUUUCGUCAGCCGUGAACUCAUGGCCGGCAAUAUUUGUUUCCGUGAAAUGUGAAAAGACGGAUUUUUGCGGGAAAUAGCGUUUCUAAGCCUUAGAAAAUCAAUCAUUUUCUGGGGGAGCAUGCCCCGACGACUCGACUCGGUAAAUCUAAAAUCCUAGUUACAGGCCUGCAUAUGUGUACACUAUCGUUAAUAUUAAACAAACUAAUACUGUAAUAGGGGUGCACCAGAAGAUUUUUUGAAAUAUGAGAUUGAAUGAAAAAAUAAUACAUUCACUGUUCUGGAAUUAACUAAUUUCCACUCAAGAAAGAAUGUGACCCAAACCCUAAAUUCAAUCCCAACACUAAACCAAACCCUAACCUGAUUAGUGGAAAAAAAUAAAGAAAAAUAAAAUUGAAAAACUAACAAAUGACGUACGUUGUCGUUGGCAGUGUUCGUUUGGGGAACAUUCACUAUUAAUGGCGGAGGGGGAGGGGAGAGGGCGGAAGAUAUUUGGAGGGGCCAUGAAAGGCCCCGUGGGGUCCGUUUUAUACGUCGAAUUUCGGUCGCGUCGAAUGCAACUAAAACAAAAGAUAAUGAGAUGAUAAACUUCAUUAACCUUCAUUAUCUAUUGUUUGAAUUGCAUUCGACGCGACCGAAAUUCGACGUAUAAAACGGGCCUUAGGGUGACUGAUACAGUGAUAGAACUCAUUUAUUAAAUAAUCAUUUGUUCAAGAGCAAUUUUGCAGAGUUUUUUUAUGGAGUAUUAAAAGAUAUUAAUUUUUUGUUUCUUUUUAGUUAA